This is a messenger RNA of Myotis lucifugus (little brown bat), 1481 nucleotides long. RefSeq names its product CD40 molecule (gene CD40). The transcript is spliced from 11 exons. Gene Ontology annotation, biological process: positive regulation of transcription by RNA polymerase II; CD40 signaling pathway; positive regulation of interleukin-12 production. Gene Ontology annotation, molecular function: antigen binding; signaling receptor activity; protein binding. Gene Ontology annotation, cellular component: CD40 receptor complex; external side of plasma membrane. The record is from RefSeq and is a predicted model, not a curated record. Lineage: Eukaryota; Metazoa; Chordata; Mammalia; Chiroptera; Vespertilionidae. The coding region runs from base 69 to 1049 and encodes 326 amino acids.
GCUGGGGCCCGGGAGCUACUAUCGAGCGGGUCCCGCACGCUCCCGCGCCGCCUGUUUCCGACCUCGCCAUGGUCCGCCUGCCCCUGCAGUGUCUCCUCUUGGGCUGCUGGUUCACCGCCGUCCACCCAGAACCACCUGCAUGCAGUGAAAACCAAUACCCCAUAGAAAGUCAGUGCUGUAAUCUGUGCCCGCCAGGACAGAAACUGGUGAAUGACUGCACAGCGGUGACCGACACGGAAUGUGUUCCUUGCAGUGAAGGCGAAUUCCUGGGGACCUGGAGCAAUGAGAGGCGCUGCCAUACGCACAGAUACUGCGACCCCAACCUAAAACUCCGGGUCCAGAGUAAAGGCACUUUGGAAACAGACACGACUUGCACGUGUGACGAAGGCCUACACUGUGUCGACGAGGUCUGUGAAAACUGCGCCCCACACAGCUCUUGCCCCCCUGGCUUUGGGGUCAAGGAGAUCGCGACAGGGGUUUCUGACACCAUCUGCGAACCCUGCCUGGUCGGCUUCUUCUCCAAUGUGUCAUCUGCUUAUGACAAGUGUCAUCCUUGGACGAGACCAUUCCUCCUCCUCCUCCUCGGACCAUGUUGGACCUGCUCUUCUAUAUCUAGACUCCUUCAUUGGCCUCCUGGCUGGCCACUUCUCUGCGAUUUCUCCUCCUGUGAGCUCUCUGGCCAGCUGAGUCCUCCCACGACUUACUGGGAAUCUGUCAAAGGCCUGGUGGAGCUACGGGCAGGGACUAACAAGACUGAUGCUGUCUGUGGUAUCAAGCAUCGGAAGAGAGCCCUGGUGGUGAUCCCCAUCGUCGCAGCCCUCCUGUUGGCUCUGCUGUUGGUGCCUGUGUAUUUCUGGAAGUUGCCCAAGGUAAACUGCAAGACCUCCUGCCCUGAGAACCCCGGGAAGGCCAAGGAGGAUCCCCAGGAGAUGGAGGACUUUCUUGACCCCGGCUCCACCGCUCCCGUGCAGGAGACCUUACACUGGUGCCAGCCCGUGGUGCAGGAGGAUGGCAAAGAGAGCCGCAUCUCGGUGCAGGAGAGACAGUGAGGCUGUGUGUGCCGGGAGCAUGGCAGUGUGGACAAAUGUGCACGUGGCCGCGGCGCCUGGAGCUGCAGCUGCGACAUGAGGGCGAGGGGCUGGCGCUAGGCACAGCCCCCCUCUGCCUGCACCCCUGCGGCUCAGAAACAGUUCACUCAGGGGAACCUCCUACUCCAGCCUGGAGCCCAUUCAGCCUCCCAACUUGCUUUUAAAGAUGGAGGCAAGACUUUUUUUGGGGGGUGGGGUGGGGGGCGGGGGCAUAUAGUAACAUCAUCAAACCCUCCAGCCCAGCCGUUCAGUGCCCACGUGGUUUCUAUGAGCCCAGGGGGACAUCUACAUGAAUAUCAUUGCAGUGUCGUUUGUGACAGGGGACAACUGGAAGCAACUUAACUGUCCAUCAACAGGGGACUGGCUAAAUAAAAUGAUAAUAUAUUUAUGUAA